Oncorhynchus tshawytscha (Chinook salmon) is the source of this 1800-nucleotide messenger RNA. Its product is annotated as transcriptional regulator Myc. Lineage: Eukaryota; Metazoa; Chordata; Actinopteri; Salmoniformes; Salmonidae. The record is from RefSeq and is a predicted model, not a curated record. The coding region runs from base 251 to 1429 and encodes 392 amino acids. The transcript is spliced from 3 exons. Gene Ontology annotation, biological process: positive regulation of cell population proliferation; regulation of transcription by RNA polymerase II. Gene Ontology annotation, molecular function: RNA polymerase II cis-regulatory region sequence-specific DNA binding; protein dimerization activity; DNA-binding transcription factor activity, RNA polymerase II-specific.
UUUAUUGAACCCCGGGCUGAAUACUCAGCUGUGAUUCUCCUGCAGCAAAUGUCAUCCAACAUCACGAGCAAAAAGAGCUGUUAUGCAUGCUUCUCAGCCAGCCACUUUAAUAGGAAACGAACAUCUCCUUAUCACACACGCUGGCAAGGAUUAACUUGACUGGCUUGUUUGGAGUACUUCUCACAAUCUACGUUUUUGAGUUCGUGAAUUGACCUCCACUUUGUUUUACAAACGCAAGGAAAGAGCGACAAUGCAGCUAUAUUCAAGUUUGGCAAGUAAAAACUACGACUACGAUUCUAUCCAGCCAUAUUUUUAUGUUGACAACGAAGAUGAGGAUUUUUAUCACCAGCAACAAGGACAACUUCAGCCACCGGCUCCAAGUGAGGACAUCUGGAAGAAAUUUGAGUUGCUGCCCACUCCUCCUCUCUCCCCGAGCCGGCGACCAUCACUGUCUAGUCUUUUCCCUUCAACUUCUGACCAACUCGAAAUGGUGACUGAGUUUCUCGGGGAUGACGUUGUAAACCAGAGUUUCAUCUGCGAUGCCGAUUACUCUCAAACCUUCCUCAAGUCUAUCAUCAUCCAGGACUGUAUGUGGAGCGGGUUCUCGGCUGCAGCCAAGUUGGAAAAAGUGGUGUCUGAAAGACUCGCCUGUCUCCAAGCUGCUAGGAAAGAACCAGCUUUUAGCGACAACGCGGAGUGGACUACUACUCGGUUGAACGCAAACUACUUGCAGGAUCUGAACACAUCCGCGUCCGAAUGCAUUGAUCCCUCAGUGGUCUUUCCCUACCCAAUAACUGAUACUUCCAAAUCAAGCAAGGUGACACCACCCACGGAUUUGGCAUUGGACACCCCACCCAACAGCAGUAGUAGCAGUGGUAGUGACUCGGAAUAUGAGGAGAUAGAUGUCGUGACUGUGGAGAAGAGGCACGCAGAGAAGCGGUACGACCCCAACAUGUCUGGGACCAGACAUCACAGUCCCCUUGUGCUGAAGAGGUGCCAUGUCUCCACCCACCAGCACAACUACGCAGCUCACCCCUCCACGCGGCACGAGCAGCCAGCUGUCAAGAGGCUGAGGCUAGAGAGCAGUGGCAGCAGCAGCCGGGUCCUCAAGCAGAUCAGCAGCAACCGCAAAUGCCCAAGUCCCUGGGCGUCAGACACUGAGGACUAUGACAAAAGAAGGACUCAUAAUGUACUGGAGCGCCAGCGGAGGAACGAGCUCAAGCUGAGCUUUUUCGCUCUACGGGACAAGAUACCGGAGGUGGCUAACAAUGAAAAGGCAGCCAAAGUGGUCAUCCUGAAGAAGGCUAUAGAGUGUAUUUACAGCAUGCAGACAGACGAGCAGAGACUAGUCAACUUCAAAGAGCAGCUAAGGAGGAAAAGUGAACAUUUGAAACAGAAGCUGGCCCGGUUGCAGAACUCUCAUGUUUGAGAUCAAAGCGGCAUAGACUUUUUGGCCUUAUCGUUAUUAAUGCAAGUUAAGACAUGGUGUGUAUAGUUGAUAUUGCAUGGGAAAAAAAAAAAAAUGGGGAAAAAAUUUUUUUGGAGACUUUUUGAUUUAAAUGUUGAACUGCCUUAAUUCAAUUAUCGGCAGUAAAAUAUUUUAUUUAUUUUAUUAAGAAAAUAUGAAAAUGGGGUACAUGUGUUGCAUGCCCAACCUAAAAUAUGAAUGUUUUGUAUAUAAUUACUGAGUAUUUCCUAAAAAUGUAUUUUUGGAUCUCAAUUGUCAGGAAGUUCAGGCAGUAUAUGGGUUUACAUAUGUUCCUCGAUUCAUUUGAAAUAUAAAUGCAUUUCUUAACACUC